GAGCAGCAGAUGCUGGAACUCGCUCGUCUCGUCGUGGGUGUUGCCCGUUCACCUCCAGCUCGAGUCAACGCUGCUCUCGACCACAGCCUGCCAGCUGCUACUAACGUCGGCGAGGUGCUGGCUGCUGCCGUUGCUCCUCCGCGUCUCCCUCUUGCGGAGGCUGAUGAACUGGUGGCCCUCCGCCGCGAGAACGACCGGCUACAGGCAGAGCUCUCCGACGCCAAAGAUAAACUCGCUGAAGAGAUGAACCUGCGGACCAAGUCGGACUACGUCCUCGUCUCGGCCAACUCCGAGUGCGACCAAGCUCUGGACCUCGUCCAGGACAUGCGCGUCCAGCUCAGCAACGCCAGCGCUCAGUUGAUGCAAGCGAACGCGGCCAUCGCUCACCUCGCUGACGUCACUCAGUCGUUGGAGAAGCGGACGCUCGUUGCUGAGGCCGAUUCGGCCGCUGCUGUACGUCGGAACACCCAGCUCGGCCACCGUGCCACUCCCGAGUCGACUCCACACUCGGUCGGCCUCUGUUCACGCUCGGGCGAUGGUAACAGCAACGGUGACAGCUUCACCGAGGGCUGGACCUGCGUCGAUUGCCCCAGCAGUGGUUGA
Phytophthora sojae is the source of this 603-nucleotide messenger RNA. RefSeq lists its product as hypothetical. The record is from RefSeq and is a predicted model, not a curated record. NCBI's taxonomy places the organism in Eukaryota, Oomycota, Peronosporomycetes, Peronosporales, Peronosporaceae. The transcript has a single exon. The annotation marks the transcript as partial.